Messenger RNA from Rhincodon typus (whale shark), 922 nucleotides. It is a transcript of the gene gpx4b, whose product is annotated as glutathione peroxidase 4b. Gene Ontology annotation, molecular function: glutathione peroxidase activity. The transcript has 7 exons. The record is from RefSeq and is a predicted model, not a curated record. Lineage: Eukaryota; Metazoa; Chordata; Chondrichthyes; Orectolobiformes; Rhincodontidae. Gene Ontology annotation, biological process: response to oxidative stress.
GCCCCUCCCCGAUGUGACUCACCAUCUCGUGUUGUUACAGGAGAAUGAUCGGUUGGACUCAGCGCUUUAUAAAGCGAGCGAUCCCGAUCGGUUUAGCAACGUUCAGGCAGCAGGCAAAGAUAAGAACGAUGAGUGCGCAACCAGAAGACUGGAGCAAGGCCACAUCCAUUUAUCAGUUUAGCGUCAAGGACAUAGAUGGCAAAGAGGUGAAUCUGGAAGAAUACAGGGGUCUUGUCUGCAUUUUUGUAAAUGUGGCCUCUAAAUGAGGAAAGACUUCCGUAAACUACACUCAGCUUGUUGAACUGGAUACUAAAUAUGCUGAGAAAGGUUUACGGAUUUUGGGUUUCCCCUGUAACCAGUUUGGUAAGCAGGAACCUGGUGAUGAGAAACAAAUUAAAGAAUUUGCAAAUAAGUACAAUGUGAAGUUUGGCAUGUCCAGCAAAAUUGAUGUCAAUGGGGAUAAUGCUCACCCUUUGUGGAAAUGGAUGAAGGAGCAGCCUAAAGGGAAAGGUCUCUUUGGAAAUGCUAUUAAGUGGAACUUCUCUAAGUUUCUGAUUGACCGGGAAGGUCAAGUUGUCAAGAGGUAUUCCCCCAUGGAUGACCCUGUGGUGAUUGAAAAGGAUCUCCCCAAGUACCUGUAAUUGACCAAUACAAGCAGCUCAUGGAAAUAUAACUCAAUGUACUGAAUGUAUAUCAGCCUUUCAGUCUAGCUAAUGAUGGUCUGCUUUUAAACCUGUUGAUGUGGAAAAGUGGAUCUGACAUGUGCAUACCUGGCAGAAAUGCUGAUGUAUAUAUCAAACUUGAGUUUCUUGGCAGAUUAUUACCAUAUAUUCUAAAUAACUUGUGAUGUUUAACACUAUAUACAAAACUUUGGACUGUUUUGUUGAAUUCCUCAUGGCAAUAAAAAAAAAAAAUCAGCUCA